GUGCAGGAUCCUCCCACCGCCAUGGGCCUCCUGAGAGAUCCUUAGAUCCAGGUUAGUGCAUAGGAAAGUGUCCCCCCACUACCUACAGCUAAGGGAUUGGGGUGGUGGGAUCAUGGUGGAGGGCGGUGGUGAAUACUAGCGAUGUCCCCCGCUACCCGUGCGUCUGCCUCCAGGGUGCCCCUCCAACCAGGAUGAGGCUCUUCAUCGCUCUUCCUGUCCUGAUUGUGGUCGUAGCCAUGACCUUGGAAGGCCCAGCCCCCGCCCAGGCGGCCCCGGAUUUGUCCGGAACAUUGGAGAGCAUACCGGAUAAACUGAAGGAGUUUGGGAACACUUUGGAAGACAAGGCCCGGGCAGCCAUUGAACAUAUCAAACAGAAGGAAAUUUUGACCAAGACCCGGGCCUGGUUCUCAGAGGCAUUUGGCAAAGUGAAGGAGAAGUUGAAGACCACGUUCUCCUGAGCACCUGGCGGGCCACCUCGAAGCAUCAAGGACAUCCACGUAAUGUGCCAGGUCCCUCUUCAUCACAGACCAAUAAAAAACGUGUAGAAGGCAAAC
Molecule: messenger RNA, 554 nt
Organism: Mus musculus (house mouse)
Lineage: Eukaryota; Metazoa; Chordata; Mammalia; Rodentia; Muridae
Gene: Apoc1
Product: apolipoprotein C-I
Exons: 3
Coding region: 192-458 (88 amino acids)
Biological process (GO): plasma lipoprotein particle remodeling; negative regulation of triglyceride catabolic process; chylomicron remnant clearance
Cellular component (GO): endoplasmic reticulum; very-low-density lipoprotein particle; extracellular region
Molecular function (GO): fatty acid binding; lipase inhibitor activity; phospholipase inhibitor activity
Source: RefSeq, marked reviewed